CUACCCUCGCCGCAAGGAACCAAAAAACAACAAAUGCCACCCCGUUCCUCAAGCCACCGCCUCCAUUUCUUUCGCUCUCUGCUACUGCGACGGACGUUCCGUCGGCCAUCGACCUCUCUCCAACGUCCGUUUCAGAAGCCGUAGAUGCCCUUUUCCCUCUUCGGCAAUGUUCGAAGGCCUCGUUCGUCAGCUGCUGGCGGGCUAUCUUGGCCGUUACAUCAAAGACAUCCAAAAAGAUCAGCUCAAGAUCGGCUUAUGGAAUGAAGAAGUAUUACUGGAGAAUGUAGAGCUGAUUCUUGAAGCGUUUGAAUACCUCCAAUUGCCCUUUGCAUUGACGCAAGGACGGGUAGGGAAAUUGAGCAUCAAAAUUCCAUGGAAAAAGCUUGGUUGGGAUCCUAUCAUAAUUGUAUUGGAGGAUGUCUUUGUGUGUGCUUGUCCUCGAGAUGACCAUGAGUGGAGUUUGGAAUCGGUUGAAAGAAGAGAAUUUGCCGGGAAAAAGGCCAAACUAGCCGCAGCAGAGCUGGCAAAAUUAUCAAGACGAGUAUGUGACAAUCAGGCUGGUCAAUCAUUUCUUUCAUACAUUUCUGCCAAGAUCCUUGACGGCAUCCAAGUGUCCAUCCGGAAUGUUCAUGUCAUAUAUACUGAUAACCGGAAUGUUUCGGCACAAUUAAUUUUUGGUAUAAGGUUUUCCAGCCUUACGAUAAUGACAGAUUCCCGGCCAAAGCAGAAUUCUGCUGGAUCGUGUAGUGGGAAACUAAGAGGUGGUCAAGUUAACAAGAUUGUGGAGAUUUUGAGUUUGGGAAUAUAUUGUAACACAUUUGAAGAAGCGUCAAAUUCGCUGGACAUUGGCAAUGCUGACGGCUCCCAGUUAUGCUGCGAUCCACAUAUUGUCAUUGAUAGAUCUGAUUAUAUACUGGCCCCAUUUGAUGUAACUGUGUCUUUGGUGGUAAACAAAUCUGGAAAUCUUGAGAAUGGUGCUGCACAUUAUAACAUUACUGCUGAACUAACUGCCAUGGUCGUAUUGUUGAAUGAGAUCCAAUUGCAACGAAUCUUGAGUCUUUCAGAUUACUUAACCAUAUGUUCACUCAGAGAAAAAUAUGGACGAUAUCGGCCGUGGCACAGUCCCUUAUCAAGAAAGCUUGAUGGUUGGCAAAGAAUGUGGUGGCGCUAUGCCCAACAAGCAAUUUUGUUAGACGUUCGAAGGAAAUUGAGGAAGACUUCUUGGAGCAACCUUGCACGUCGAAUAAGUUACCGACGGAAAUAUGUGAACUUGUAUAAGACAAAGCUGGAAGCGAUCCGCCAAGAACAGCCCGUGAAUGAAGAUAUUCUUGAGGAGCUGGAACAGAUGGAGAAGGAAUCUGAAAUAGAUGAUAUCUUGAGCUAUAGGUCUGUUGCCGAAUGCGAGUUGCAGGAGCAUCUGUUGAAUUCUACCUCUCCAACAACAAUCUGUAUCGAUGCUCCUCCAGAAAAUCAGCAAAACGAUGAGCGCUCAGCAAGCAGGCCUAGAGGAUGGUUGAAUUGGCUAUCCCUUGGCAUGCUUGGUGCUGGUGGCACAGAUGACUCAAGCCAGUUUUCUGGUGUCAUUUCAGACGAAAUUGUUAAGGAUAUCUAUGAGGCAACAAAGUUUCAACCUGUGAAUUCAUCCAAUGGGGUUACUGCUGUGGAGCAAAAGUUAUAUUUCUCUGCAAUCCACCUCAGCAUUCAUCAAAUUAUCGCGACACUCAGGAGCAAGAAAGAUGACAGGGAAACUGUUCGUGUAACAUUUGAUGGAGUAAGUAUCGAAUGCAAACUUUGGGAGGAUUCUAUGACCAUUCUUUCCUUGAUAAAUUCGGUGGAGAUGGUUGACGUGUGUACUGAGAAUGUCAUUCUGGUUACUAGAAAGGCUGUCCUUGAGGAAAGCUCAUCAAAGCUUGGACGACCUUUUAUUAGUACUGAAAUUAAAAUGUCACCACUAAACCAUGACCUUGAAUUGUCAAUAAAGGUUGUGCUCGAACCAUUUGCCGUGACAUAUGAUUCAAAUUUUUUGUUGGAUCUCUUGGAUUUUUAUCACGUUUUGAGAUCCAUCCAAUUUCAUCAUGAAAGGGUCUUCUUAUCACUUAAUGGGUUUGAAGAUUUUAAAGUUCGACUCUUAUCAAAAGCUGAGUAUAUUUUCUCAAAUCGUAUGAAAAUUACCUGGGAUAUUUGUCUCAGCAAUUUCACUGUAAAACUCCCUUGGAGAGACGAGCAUUCUGAACUGUUGGUUAUGGCUUUUGACUUGGGAGCUCUUCUCUUUAAAUCUAUUCCUGAAGGGGAUACUCUUAUAUCAGGUAUGGAGUACCAUUAUGAUUAUUUGGUUACAAACUUCUUGAGUUCAACUUCCACAGAAGAUGCAUCAUUGGGCAUCAAACUUCAGGAUCUCUACGAUCACUUCAUGAUUGAUUUAACUGAUUUUGAGGUGAACAUAUUGGUGCCUAGUUCCUUGCGAGUUAUCUCAGUCAUUGAAAGAUUCAAUUCUUCUGUUACAUUUGGGUCUUGCAUGCUUCCAGAUGAAUCCAUGUUGAAACAGUUGAAGGUUCAUGCCAUUAUUUCGUCACUUAGUGUUCACUUCUCCAAAUCAAUAUACGAUAAGCUUCUCACAUUGAAUGCCUUUCUUGACAUUUCUACAAAUGAACGCAAACUGUUUGGCAGAGGAAAGUUUGCACCGCAUAACAUUGGGACAGAGAAUGCAAAUGGUUCUAGUGUUUUUCAGUACUCUGUCGCUGUUAAUCUGGAGCACGUUAGUCUUCAUGUCAACCUUGAGAAUGAUUCAGAGAAUAGUUUAAUUCUGGCCUUUACUUUGGGGAAGAUAGGAAUUCAGUAUGGUAUGCAAGAGCUUGUGGAGGAGUACUGUCUAUUUGUGAGGACGCUUGAAGUCAGCACAUGCUCCUUGGGUGCUGAGCUCGGUGGUCAUGUAUUGUGUUCAUCAAGGAAGAGCCCUGCUAUCAGCUCCACACACCAGUAUGGGGAGACUUUUGAGAUUAGCAUAAUCAGCGAAACAUGUGAUGAGAAAAGUGCAUCAGUUGAGGGAUCCUUUCUUCUGCAUCAUCAAGCAAGAAGAAGCAUCCACAGAGUAUGUCAUGAAUAUACAGUCGGCCUAAAUGACAUUGAUCUUCAUUUCUAUCCUAGAGUAUUCGGUUUGCUGCUGGAGUUUUAUGAUAGAAUAUCUGGGCAUGAUUCAUCAGAUGGUCCUGUUGAUGUAUCCUUUGUGUCAAAUCAGGAAAUUAAAGACCAAAAUAUGAUAUUGGAAGUUGAGCUCCAGAGGUAUGGGUUUUCAAACUACUAUGAAACUGGAUCCACUUCAAUGGCAAGCAUUCCUUUAGAUCGGUUCCCAUUCGUAACAAUAUGCAACUCAGAUUCUCUUGAUAGACUUGACAAAUCACUCGUUCAUGGCACUUCUGACUGGAGGAGGAUUUUCCAUGUGAGGGACAGAUGUUCUGUUGGAAGUCAGAAAUUCAGUACAAGGAAGAAGUCUAAAAAGUUCAAUCUGUCAAGUGUGAAACCCAUACCAGGCAUGGAUGUGUCCACAAUAUGUCAGAGUUCCAAUGAUACUAAUACAUUUGUUGUUGAUCUGAAUCUCAAUGGGAUUAGGGCGCAUUUACACGACUCUUCCUGCAUUCUGGGAACCAUCACACUUCCUGUCUCUAACUCUUCUAUUUUCAUACAUGGGUCUGACUGUUGGGAUAUGUUAUGCUCUGUUGAAGGAUUAAUACUCUCUUCACCUUGGUCCACUCCUAAUGUCCAUGAUUUUGUAUGCGGGCCAGCUUUGUCAAACAUUUUUCCUAUUUUGAAUAUACGUGUAAAAAAACGAGAAGGUGAAGCCCUAUUACCUCAAGUUGAAAUAUGCAUUGGGAUUCAGCAUGUAUGCUGCAUUUUAUCAACUGAAUUUCUGGCCAUGAUGAUUGGUUACUUUUCUUUGCCUGAUUGGAAUUUAAACGGAAAUGAGAAACAUGUUACUGUAAAUGAUGAGCAUGGGAAUAUCAGUAGUAAGGAUAUUGAUCUUAUCUGCAAGUUUGAGAUACUUGAUUCCACACUAAUAUUGCCCCUGGAAAGCAAUACCCAUCACUCUCUACGACUUGGACUGCAACAACUAUAUUGCAGUUUCACACCAAUGAGCAACUCGGGCAAUACAUUAAAAGACAUUCCUCCUGAAUGUGUGAUUCCAACAUAUAAAGUAGUGGAUAGAGCUCACAUUGUCAACGUGUUUGGACGAGGUAUAUCUUUAUCGCUCAUGUUGCUUAAGGAUGAUGGACAGUGUUUGUUGAAGGUUGAUCAAGAUACUGGUAUCCGAAAUAUCCCCUUGAUUGCAUCCCUAGAUGCUGAUUUAUGGAUCAGAAUACCUUGUGAAGCUAAGUGUUCUGGUGGAGAAUCUGAUAUUCCUACAUACUUCAUGAUCAGAGUGGACAUUUGUCAAUUUAUUGCUGAAGAGGACUACUUUUUAUGCGGACUAGAAGCAGUUGCGUGCAUCAUAAACCAGCUGUCGACUGUUGGUAGAGAAUCUCAAGGUUUCACUUCUGAUGUCUUGCAGUUCAUGCAGUUCAAGAGGAAUUUAAAAGAAAAAAAUACUGCUUUUCUUGAUGACUCCAGCGAGACCUUUACAGAAGCUAGAUGUUCUAUAAAUUCACUGUCAAUAGAGCUACGUCGCUCAAGGAGGAGAAACUAUAUGUCAUCAGAACUGGUUGCAAAGGCAGAUAUGCAACUUAAGUUUACUGCAUCUUUAAGAAAUGAGAUACCCAUUUGCACAGAUGUUGAUAUAUCUGGCCUAGUUUUGUAUUCAUUUCGUAUUUCUUCUAUCUUAUUGGAAUUCCCUUCUGUCAAUUCAACUUCAUCCUGUCUUAGCUUUCAUUUCUCAAAAUCAGCUAGAGGUGAGAAUGAGUUUCUACUUACUAUCCCGUCCCUUGAUAUCUGGUUACAUUUGUCGGAUUGGGGUGAAUUUAUUGAACUUCUUGGUUCCUGUUCAAGAAGUUCUUCUAUGAUUGCAUCUAAAGGUUCAAAUUCUGGAAUUGAGUCACAAAGAAAUCCUGAAUGUCAAAAGACGUUCAGUGUUUUUCCAUCUGAAAACUUCACUCAGACUUCUGUUUUGAUUGUGAAAUCAGAAAAGAUUUCCAUUUCAUUUCAUCUCCCUGUUUGGGUCGAGGAGGAAGCCCUGGAUAAAUCUAGAGAAGCUAAAGUUAAGCAGGAAAUGCCUCAGAAACCUACUUUCAGUAAGAUAGGAGAAAAAACCAUGUUGUUUGAAGCAAAACAUGGUAAAUAUGUAGCAUUUGGUCUUCGUAGUCGGUAUAGUGAGCUAGUCAUCGAUGGCAGAUCUGCCAGGUUGAAGUCUAAUAUUGACAAGACAAGAGGGAUGCUGGAGGUUAUUGAGAAGCAGACAGUUAGCUCAUUUCCAUUCUUCCAGAUAUCUCAAAUUAAUGUGGAAGGCGAAGUGUGUGAAAAGCAGGAGUCCAUGCAUGUUUCAGCUGAGCUUCGACUUGAAACUGUAGAUGUGUGGUUAUCACAUCAAAUCUUCUUUUUCUGGCGUGGCAUUGCAUUCAAAAUUCCUGAAGCAGCUCCUUCUCAAGUUCCCUUUUAUAGCAUGGUUGUUCAAGUACAUUUACGGAGGGCGUCUCUGCUGUUAAAUGAUGGAAGGUGGAGUAGUAAUGGUCCUAUCGUGGAAAUCCUCCAGCGUAAUUUACUUGCAGACUUCAACCAGACAGCAUCCUCCACAGAAGUGUCAGUUGCAGGUGACCUUCAAGUGAACUACAACAAUAUUCACAAGGUUAUGUGGGAGCCUUUUAUGGAGCCAUGGAAAUUUCAGUUUAACAUGGUUAGGAAGCAUGAGCAGAAUGCACUCCUCAACUUGUAUGUUGUGACAGAUAUCCAUCUGAAAUCAACAGCCCAGCUUAAUUUAAAUGUUACAGAACCCCUCAUUGAGGCUAUUUUUAGGGGAACUGAGAUGAUUAAAGAUGCUUGGAGUCAGAUUGGGGUGCAUCAUCCUCCUGGGAGUCAGGGAACCUUAGGCUCUCUAGCCUCCGAAAAUGUCUCUAGAAGAAGAUACGCUCCAUAUAUACUUCAGAAUGACACCUCCAUGCCUCUAUUAUUUUGGGUUUCUUGUGGCCCUGCCAGCGUUGAUGAUACUGACAUUAUGGCAAUGAAAGAAGGAAAUAUUGUCCAACCAGGCUCUUCUGUUCCAAUUUACAUUGAUGAAACUCCUGAAGAACAAAUCUUCCCCCAUAGGCCAUCUAAUUCUUCUGAAAGGCUUAAUGAGAAGAAAUCUAGUGGUAUGGCACAUCACAUGAUCUCUGUUCAACUUGACGGUACUUCUAGGCCCUCCAUACCCAUGUCAAUGGACCUUGUGGGCCUUAGCUAUUUUGAGGUAGAUUUUUCUAAACCAUCAUACACCAUAGAAAUAGAAAAAGACGACGAUGCUUCAAGGUACAUUAGGAAGACUAAGGAAAGAUAUGGGGCAAAUCCUAAGAGUGGAUUUGUUGUUCCUGUGGUAUUUGAGGUUUCAAUGCAGCGUUACAGCAAGUUGAUAAGAUUGCAUUCAACGGUUAUACUCUUUAAUGCUACUUCGAUGCCCUUGGAGCUACGCUUUGAUAUUCCAUUUGGUGUAUCUCCAAAGGUCCUGGAUCCCAUAUACCCAGGACAGGAGUUUCCACUGCCUGUGCAUUUGGCUGAAGCUGGUCGCAUGAGAUGGCGCCCUCUUGGUACUAAUUAUCUGUGGAGUGAAGCACAUCCGCUCUCAAAUAUUCUUUUACAGGAAAAUAGGCUUGGGUUUCUGAGAUCCUUUGUUUGCUAUCCUUCCCACCCCAGCAGCGAUCCAUUCCGUUGUUGCAUAUCCAUUCAAGAUAUCAGCCUUGUUUCAUCUACUAGUGGCAGACAAUCAGCUAAGAAGAGCAGCCAAAUGCAGAAUCCAGAUAAAAGAUUGAUGCACAUUGUGAGAUUGACUACACCUUUAUUGGUGAAAAGCUAUAUACCAAAGCAAUUAUCCUUGAGAAUAGAAAGUGGUGGAAUUACUCAUUCCACGUUCCUUUCAGAGGUAGAUACUGCUGCUGUUUUUCACAUUGAUUCUACACAUGACCUGGGAAUAAUGUUUCAUAUGGAAGGGUUCAAACCUACCAUUUCAAAGUUUCCCCGUGCAGAAACAUUCACCACAAUGGCUAAGUUAAGCGAGUCCAAGUUCUCUUUAUGUGAAACAUUGACCUUCUAUCCUGAUGUAUCUAAUGGUCCAAUCUGUGUUACCGUGGAAAAGGUUAUGGAUGCCUUCUGUGGUGCUCGGGAACUUUGCAUAUCCAUUCCAUUUCUGCUAUACAAUUGUACUGGUUUGCCACUUACAAUUUCAGAUUGUGGCAAUGAGAACAAGGGAAGCGCCUACCCUAUACCCUCCUGUUACAAUCUAGUAGGGUUGGAAAAACUUUUAGCUAGGAAACAGGGACUUGCACUCGUGUCUUUUGAUCAGGAUUCAUCUUCUACACUACCAAAUUUCAAAAAAAUUGUGAAUUUGUCCUCAAAAAAACACACUAUCUCUUUAAGGGAGAAUUCUAGCCUGCAUUCCCAUGGGUUUCUUAAAAAUCAAAUUCCUUCAUACAAUUCUUCUACACAUUUUUGUGGUGACCUGGAAAAUCAUGAUCUAACUUUUGGAAAAGCUCCUUUUCGUAGUUCAAUGAAUGGUGGGAGUUCAGGCAGCCAAUCAAAUUUGUCUGAAAAGGUUGGGAAUGGACUUAGUUCUCUAGAAAAUGAAGAAAGCAGAAAGGCUAGAGCAUUCAUGUAUUCUCCCUGCAAUUUCCCUGCAAGCGAGCUUAUGGUUAGAUUGAGCACAUAUUUGUCUGAACAUGAGAGUCAAAAUAUUCCAAGCUCUAUGUGGUCUAGCUCAUUUUUUCUCGUCCAACCGGGUGGCUCCACUAGUGUGAUCAUUCCUCAACCACGCACAGCUGGGGCAUUCAUUAUAUCCAUAACAUCAAGUCUUGUUGCUGGAGCACUUGCUGGGAAGACUAGAGCCAUCACUUUUCAACCCAGAUAUGUCAUAAGUAAUGCUUGCAGCAAGGAAUUAUGUUACAAGCAGAAAGGAACCAAUAUCUCUUCAUGCUUGGGCGUUGGACAGCAUUCUCAUCUUCACUGGACAGAUACAACAAGGGAGUUACUUGUUUGCCUUCGAUUUAAUGAACCUGGAUGGCAAUGGUCGGGCAGCUUCCUUCCUGAUCAUCUAGGAGAUGCUCAGGUGAAAAUGCACAAUUAUGUCUCAGGUGCAUCAAACAUGGUCCGGGUUGAAGUGCAGAAUGCUGAUGUGUCUGUUAAGGAUGAAAAGAUUGUUGGCAGCUCCAGCGGAAAUUCAGGGACAUACUUGAUUCUUCUCUCUGAUGAUAACUCUGGAUUCAUGCCCUACAGAAUUGACAACUUCUCAAUGGAGAGGCUGCGGAUUUACCAGCAAAAAUGUGAAAGGUUUGAAACCACAGUGCAUCCUUACACAUGUCGCCCAUAUGCUUGGGAUGAACCUUGCUAUCCACAUCGUCUUGUUUUGGAGGUUCCUGGGGAACGUGUUAUCGGAUCUUACAGUCUUGAUGAUGUAAGGGAGCACAUACCUGUGUACUUAUCAUCAACGUCUGAGAAACCGGAAAGAAGAUUAUUUCUCUCUAUACGUGCCGAAGGAGCGACAAAGGUUCUCAGCAUUAUAGAUUCAAAUUAUCAUAUUCUGAAGGAUGUGAAGGAAUCUGUUUUUCCUGGCUUCAAAGAAAAGAAGAAACUUGAUCAAAGGACGGAGACACAUGUUGAUUUUAGUGAGCGAGUUACUGUACAUGUCUCCUUCAUUGGAAUUUCCUUGAUUGAUUCUUCUCCUCAGGAACUGGUAUAUAUAUGUGCAAGGGAUACCCAGAUUGAUGUAUUACAGAGUUUGGAUCGGCAAAAAAUUUCCUUUCAAAUGUCAUUGUUGCAAAUCGAUAAUCAGUUGCGCAAUACCCCAUAUCCUGUUAUUUUAUCAUUCGAUGAGAAGCUUAAGAGUGAAAGUGUGGGCCACACAGCUUGUAAGAGUACAUGUGAACCUAUUUUUUGCUUAGCUGCAGCAAAAUGGAGGAAUAAGGAAAGCUCGUUGGUUUCCUUUGAAUAUGUUAACAUAAGAUUGGCACCUUUGCGUAUUGAGCUCGAAGAGCAAGUGCUUUUGAGCUUGCUCAACUUUGUUAGAACAGUGACUUUAAGGUUGCAGAGUGGGAGCCUGCAGUCUGAAAUGCAGACCAUGGAUGGUAUGGGUGCUGUAAAAGAGAGGUUGGCAUACGGUCAUGAUUAUGAUCCAAUGAGAAAAUCAAAUUCAGGCCGACUUCAUUCCCUAAAGGUGUUCAAAUUCUCCGAAAACAACAAAAGCAGUCCGUCAUUACCUACUGUAGUUCCAAUUGGAGCUCCUUGGCAACAAAUCUUCCUCUUAGCAAGAAGGCAGAAAAAGAUAUAUGUUGAAAUAUUUGAUUUGGCUCCUAUCAAGUUGACUGUGAGCUUUUCGAGUACUCCAUGGAUGCUUAGAAAUGAAGGUCGUAUGGCAGCAGAAUCACUUGUUCAUGUCGGUAGCACUGCUGUUCAGAGAGGUCUGAUGGCUCUUGUAGAUGUUGAGGGAGCACCAGUCUAUCUCAAGCAACUGACAAUUACACAUCACUUGGCAAGUUGGGAAUCCAUUCAAGAGAUCCUUAUCAAGCACUAUACUCGUCAACUUCUUCAUGAAAUGUAUAAGGUAUUUGGUUCUGCUGGUGUGAUCGGUAAUCCUAUGGGAUUCGCAAGGAAUGUUGGGCUCGGCCUCAAAGAUUUUUUGUCUGUUCCUGCAAAGGGUGUUUUGCAGAGCCCUACUGGACUAAUUACAGGCAUGGCACAAGGUACUAAAAGUCUUCUUAGCAACACAGUGUAUGCAGUAAGCAAUGCUGCUACUCAGUUCAGUAAAGCUGCCCACAAGGGCAUCCUUGCGUUUACAUUUGAUGAACAAACUGUUUCCAAAAUGAAGAAACGGCAGGAUGGUCUAGAUUCACACAGCAAAGGUGUAUUGAAUGAAUUCUUAGAGGGACUCACUGGACUCCUCCAGUCACCAAUCAGAGGUGCCGAGAAACAUGGCCUCCCUGGAGUCCUCUCAGGAAUAGCACUGGGAACCGCAGGAGUUGUGGCUAGACCGAUUGCCAGCAUACUUGAAGUCACUGGAAAGACCGCUCAAAGCAUCAGAAAUCGAAGCAGCCCCCACCAAUCCAAUCGAUUUCGUAUCCGUUUCCCACGGCCACUAGCUAGAGAUGUCCCCUUGUUGCCCUACUGCUGGGAAGAAGCAAUAGGAACGUUGAUGCUUCUAGAGGCUGAUGACUCCAAACUCAAAGAUGAGAUAUGUAUCAUGUGCAAAGCACUCAAACAGCCAGGAAAGUUUGUUAUCAUUACCGAGCGGGUUGUCUUAGUCUUUCAGUGUUCAAGUUUGGUUGGUUUUGGCUCACCUGAGUUUGCUGGGGUCUCUGAUCCACAGUGGGUAAUUGAAGCCCAGUUGGGUUUGGAAGGUGUUGUUCAUAUUGAUAGAGAAGAAGAGGUGGUGAACGUUGUUGGAGGCUGCAUUGAAACGCUUUCAAGACCACAGCAGCUGAAGAGAAGCAGUCAGAGGAUAAGAUGGUUGGGCCCUACCACUUCAGUACCCCUUAUCCAGAUGAGCAUUGAGUUGUCAAGCCAGGAAGAUGCUGAAGAUGUUUCGCAAGCCUUGCGGUCCACAAUCGAACGGGGCAAGGAGCAAUGUUGGGGGGUGCGUGUCUUGCACCGGAGUAAUCUUCGGGUGAAAUGAAGAACGGCUGCUUCCAGCUUGAAACUGUCGAGUUGGUUAGGGCGCUUGCCAUACUUCGGCAUGAUCCAGUAUUGAAUCCUGGUUUCACUGAGGCGGUGGCAUUGAGACAAAAUGUGUACCAAAAGAUAACAUUAAAUAAAGAAAAAAAGAAAGAAAAAAGCAACAGCUUCAUCAGACCUGAAUCAAGUGGACUGCUGCUUGGAUGCUGGUUGACCCUACAGUGCUUUUAAGACAUUCUACCAAUCAAUUCACUCUGUAAUUCACUCAGCAGUAACUAGUAGGAUGCUGCUUAAGCCUGUGUAUAUUAUAUAUCUCGUGUAUAUUAAAACUCAAUUCUAUAAUGAAGCAUUCUUCAGUGUA
Messenger RNA from Magnolia sinica, 11131 nucleotides. RefSeq names its product intermembrane lipid transfer protein VPS13. The transcript is spliced from 47 exons. The coding region runs from base 167 to 10771 and encodes 3534 amino acids. NCBI's taxonomy places the organism in Eukaryota, Viridiplantae, Streptophyta, Magnoliopsida, Magnoliales, Magnoliaceae. The record is from RefSeq and is a predicted model, not a curated record. Gene Ontology annotation, biological process: protein targeting to vacuole; protein retention in Golgi apparatus. Gene Ontology annotation, cellular component: extrinsic component of membrane.